This is a messenger RNA of Varroa destructor (honeybee mite), 469 nucleotides long. RefSeq names its product histone H2A. Gene Ontology annotation, cellular component: nucleosome. NCBI's taxonomy places the organism in Eukaryota, Metazoa, Arthropoda, Arachnida, Mesostigmata, Varroidae. The record is from RefSeq and is a predicted model, not a curated record. Gene Ontology annotation, molecular function: structural constituent of chromatin; DNA binding; protein heterodimerization activity.
CCACUCUAAAUGUAUAUAUAGCCAUUACUCUACAGCAAAACUGCUACUUGUUUAUUCGUAACUGAACGUCAUCAUGUCUGGUCGCGGAAAGGGAGGAAAGUCAAAAACGAAGGCUAAGACCAGGUCUUCGCGGGCAGGACUUCAGUUCCCCGUCGGUCGUAUCCAUCGUCUGCUUCGCAAGGGCAACUAUGCUGAGCGAGUUGGAGCGGGCGCCCCUGUGUACCUAGCUGCCGUUCUUGAGUACCUUGCUGCUGAGGUCCUUGAGUUGGCCGGUAACGCUGCUCGUGACAACAAAAAGACUAGGAUUAUCCCCCGUCACCUUCAGUUAGCUAUCCGUAACGACGAGGAGUUGAACAAGCUUCUUUCAGGAGUGACCAUUGCCCAGGGUGGCGUCCUACCCAAUAUCCAGGCUGUCCUCCUCCCCAAGAAGACCGAGAAGGCCCAGGCCUAAAUUACUCGCCGUCAUUGA